AUGUAAGUUUUUUUGUAUAUUGAAUAACGCUGCCAUCAACUUCUUGAAGAUGCCAGAAGGGCCGGAAUUACAUAUUGCGAGUAGAUUUAUUAAUCACAUGUGCAAGGGUCGAGUUUUUGGUAAGGUUCUGAAAUCAGAAAUCAGCAAAAAUCCAAACGUGAAUCCCCCAGCAGAAAAAUACAUUAUUUCAUCUUCAUCUCGCGGGAAAGAAAUUAAAAUAACCCUGACAGAAACAACAAAUGCGGACGGAGACAAAAAAUUAAGCAAAUCACAGACAAAUAGAUCUACUCUAGAUAUUCUUUUUACUUUCGGUUUGGCUGGAAAGUUUGAUUUUCAUGAAGCUAACGAGUUACAAAAGCAUGCCCAUCUCAACUUCUUCACAUGUGACUCACAACCAGCCAGUGUGCUCAGUUUUAUAGAUUACAUGAGAUUUGGAAAGUGGACUCCGGGUGCAGAUUUUUCAGUGAAAGAUAGAGGACCAUGUGUUCUGUUUGAUUACUCUAACUUCAGGAGCAAUGUUUUACAGAACCUGAAUGCAUCUGCUUUCAACAAACCAAUCUGUGAGGUACUACUCAACCAGAAAUACUUCAAUGGUAUCGGAAAUUAUCUGCGUGCAGAAAUCCUACACAGAGUGAAGAUUCCUCCAUUUGUGCAAGCACGUGGUGUACUGGAGCCACUGGCAGAAUGUGUAGAUGAUAUAAAGUCAGAGGAGCCUGAUAUUCUACAAUUAUGUCAUAUUUUACCACAUGAAGUUAUAGCACUAGAAAGUUCCUGGUACGAUGGUAAAGACCGGUCAGAUGAGAGUAACACAUUCAAUACUUGGUUACAGUGUUAUUAUCAAGAUGGUAUGAAAAAUAUUGCUGACCAUAACAAGAGGACAAUAUGGUACUCCGGACCAUUAGGUCCCAUGGCACCUGUAGAUGGAAAAGUAAGAGCUAGAAAAUCAUCAAAGAAGAAAUUGUCUGAUAGUGAAGAUGAUAAAAAUCAGACGAAGAAAACAUCUACUAAAAGAAGAAAGAAAGAUAUUGCUGGAGACACACUUAAAGAAGAAACUUUGCCUUCAGAAAAUAAACGAGCCAAACGCGCUAAAUCAGCCCAGUUGAAACUUGAGAAGGAGCAAAAGCUAGAAAAUGGUGACAGUAAAGAGGAAAAUAAUGAUGAAAUUAAAAUGAAACCAGAAACUAAAGUGAGGAAAGCAAGAUCUGGAAAACAAAAAGAGCAGGAUUCAGUAAGCAUAGCUAAAGUUACUGAUGACAUUAAACCAGAUCUGCAGAACGGUAGACUUACGCGAGGAAAGAUUAAACAAAUUGUAGACCAAAUUGAAAAUAUGUCUGAGAAGAAAACCAGACAAAGGAAGAAACCUGUUGUGAAACAAGAAAAGAUGACAAUAAAAUCUGAGAAGGAUGAGAUGGUAGCAGAUUUGGAUGAAGAUAAUAAGAUACAAAAGGGACAUUGUAAUGGUGAUUUAGCCCCAGUGAAUGGGAAAGUGAAAGUUGAACAAGUGAAUAUAGGAGAGGUUGAGACAAAAGUUAAACUUGUACUGUCAGCGAGAACAAAACUGAAGGCAAGGGCAGGAAAGUCAGUUAAAAAUGGAGAAGAUAUCGGGCGCAAUGUCAGAGGAAGACAGAAGGACAAAUUAAUAACUCCAAGAAAGAAACCAUUAAAGAGGCUCUCGCAUACAAAGAGAUGAUUAAAGAAAAUGGUGGAUACAGUGAAAGUGGAGUUGAUUUAGAAAGCCAGAAUGUGUUCAGCUUUGUGUUUUAUUUUAAGUCUUAAUUAAUGAAAUGUAUUGAAAGUCUACGGGUACUUUUAUUUUGGUAGAAACUUUGAACUAUUCUUAUAACAUACAAUUCAUAAACAUUGAUUAUAAAGUUACUAUUAGAAUAAGAAACAAUCAGGAAAAGACAUAAUUGAGCCGCAUCAUAACAACACCAAUUUAAUGGGUUUGCGACCAGCAUGGAUCCAGACCAGUCUGUGCAUCCGUGAAAUCUGAUCAGGAUCCAUGCUGAAAACCCUAUAGCAAGUAGAGAAACUGAUAGCGAACAGCCUGGAUUUGGAUCAGACUGCGCGGAAGCGCAGGCUGGUCUGGAUCCAUGCUGGUCGCAAACCCACUAUGUUGGUUUGUCCUGAUACGGCUCAUAUCAGGUUUUUGUGUAAAACCAACUCUAUUUCACCUAUUGUGUUCGCAGUAGUGAGCUGUUUAUUUGCAUUGAAACAGAAUAGAUUUUAAACGGA
Molecule: messenger RNA, 2235 nt
Organism: Ruditapes philippinarum (Manila clam)
Lineage: Eukaryota; Metazoa; Mollusca; Bivalvia; Venerida; Veneridae
Product: endonuclease 8-like 1
Exons: 7
Coding region: 50-1690 (546 amino acids)
Biological process (GO): base-excision repair
Cellular component (GO): nucleus
Molecular function (GO): DNA-(apurinic or apyrimidinic site) endonuclease activity; zinc ion binding; DNA N-glycosylase activity
Source: RefSeq, a predicted model, not a curated record